Messenger RNA from Porites evermanni, 1648 nucleotides. Lineage: Eukaryota; Metazoa; Cnidaria; Anthozoa; Scleractinia; Poritidae. The record is from the annotation of a GenBank genome assembly.
AUGGCAUCACCUUUACAGAAAGUUCAAACGCGUGAUGACCGAGUGCAUGGACCUCGCAAAGUGAACGUCACUAUUUUGGCAUCUGAAUGGGGACCAAGGAAUUGGGGGCUCUCUACCAUUAACAGAGAAUUAGCCAUUCAGUUAGCCAAGUUCCCUGAAGUGGAAAUAACUUUCUUUUUACCAAAAUGCAGUCAAGAGGACAAAAACGUAGCCCUUGACCACAAAGUAAAGAUCGUAGAGGCUACGCCACUUUCUUGUUUUGAACAGCUUGACUGGCUUUGUUUUCCACCAAACGAUUUGGAAAUCGACAUAGUUGUUGGUCAUGGAGUUAAACUUGGUAGACAAGCGCAGGUCAUUAAGAAAUCUAAAACGUGCAAAUGGGUUCAAGUGGUGCACACAGACCAUGAGGAGCUUGGGAUGUUUAAAAGCUAUUCCCGCUCAAUUUCAAAGGGUGAAGAAGAGCACAAGAACGAAGUAGAACUGUGUGAAAUGGCUGAUCAUGUUGUAGGACUUGGACCCAAGUUGAGCGAGGCCUUUCGCUCGUGUCUUUCUGGUUGUAAUAAAGAUGGUUAUGUCUUUGACCUCACUCCUGGAGUAUUUGAAGAGUUUGAGACUGUAAAGCAAGUCAGCCGAAGCGAUGGGCAACAACGCAGAGUCUUGGUGUUUGGUCGUGGAGACGUAGAAGAUUUUGAAUUAGAGGGAUUUGACAUCGCUGGGAAAGCGAUUGCUGCAUUACAAGAUACUCAUCUUGUUUUUGUUGGGGCGCUGGAUGGAAAACACAAGGAAAUUGCGAAGCGGUUAAUGGAGUAUGGUGUUCCUGCCAGUCGAUUGAAAGUAAAAGGAUUUGUUCAAGACCGAGAGAAUUUAAAGCGCUUAUUGCAACAAGCGGAUCUUCUAGUCAUGCCUUCAAGAGCAGGGGGAUUUGGUUUAACAGGACUCGAGGCAAUGUCAGCUGGUCUCCCUGUACUUGUCAGUUGCAACUCUGGCUUUGGACAAGCACUGCGCAGUGCAGUUUUUGGUUCUUCAUUUGUGAUUGAGUCAGAGGACCCCACAGUGUGGACCGCAGCCAUUCAAAAGAUCUGGAACAAGGACAGGGAAUGUCGACUUGAGGAAGCGGUGACCUUGCGCGAUUCCUAUGGCAGGAAAUACGACUGGACCAAACAGAUAAAAGAGUUAGUUGACAAGAUGAUCAGCCUGACUCAUGGUAGGAAUGUCAACUAUAUUUUCUUCAGUAUCACAUUAUCAGGUAACAAUAGAGAGAAAAAUGAAAAGAAACUAAAAUAGGAUCGCUUACAAGUUUUGCCCUGAAAUCUUGAUAAAAAUAUUGGCGGAUACCUGUCUGAACCUUAUGCUGAAAACAUCAAAACUGUAAUGUUUGUAAUUUCUUCAGGUACAUUGUUUUCAGCAGAAUGGUCUGUGGAGAGCGCUCGUCAUACUCUUCGGUCAUAGUCUUUAUCUGCAGCACUUCACAUAAUUAUAUGAUUAUAUUUUUUACACACACAUAAUCCCUACAAUAGCAUGUUUUCUCCAUUUUGUUGCAACAGAAGAUUCUCCAAAGGCUCGGAGCUCCUUCGAAACAAAGUGGAACGCUUCUCAGAGGAUGGAAAGCAUGACUGACGACCAUGAAGGUAUCUUUGUAGACAGCACG